AAUGCGUUCCUUUUUCAGUGCUGGGUUCCUGCACAAUUCACCGGAGCGUGGGAGAAAUAUGCAGAGACCUAUUGUUUCAUCAAAGGAUCGUACUUCUUACCGGAUGACGAACAUCCUAACGAGGAUUUCAUUGAAAGAGAUAACGCUGUUAUUGGCUACUAUCAAUGGGUUCCAUUAGUGUUAGCGCUCCAAGCGUUUUUGUUCUAUGCCCCAUGCGUCGUAUGGAAAGCUUUAAAUUGCUCUACUGGUAUUAAUGUAAAAGAUGUUCUCGAGAACACUGCCAAAGUGAAGAAAAACGUCACUACAAAAGAGCGGGAAAAUCAGGUCUUCAAAGCAGCUGUUCAUCUAAAAGAGGCUCUGGAAUUGCAGAGGGAGCUCAAAGCAGCUGGUAUGAUUGUGAAAAAUGCCGAAAAUCGGGCUCCUAUCUGUCCGCUGUCUAUGUCUUCACGAAAUUUCUCUAUUUCUGCAUUUUCUCCGCUUUCCUUGGAACGAACAAACACGUUCUGGGGUUGGGAAAUAUUUUCGGACAUCUGGAGCGGUCGUGAAUGGAAUGUUACUGGUCACUUCCCCAGAGUAACUAUGUGUGACUUUACGGUACGAGUUCUUGGUGCCCUUCAUCGUUGGACGGUACAGUGCGUGCUGAUGAUCAACAUGUUCACGGAGAAAAUCUAUGUCUUCCUGUGGUUUUGGUUCAUACUAGUUGGUACACUAUCUGUAAUUUCGCUCAUAUACUGGGUGGUGGCUUUGGUUGGUACCAAUUUCCAACGUGGAUUCGUUACAAAAUACCUGAGAUGUAUGGGAGAGAUCAGCGAUGAACCUACCCGUGUGGAGGAGGAGAAAGUGAGCGGAUUUGUUCGCAAUUACCUAACAUCCGACGGCGUUUUCUUGCUGCGGCUUAUUCAGACAAAUGGCGGUGAUAUGCUGGCCGGUGAGAUCAUCGCCUCGAUGUUCCGUCAGUACAAUGAACGCCGAAAGGCUCCGAUGUCUGACGAUUCAUUCGGUGACUCGCCAGACACGACGGCCACACUUCCUCGGUAG
Cooperia oncophora is the source of this 1038-nucleotide messenger RNA. Lineage: Eukaryota; Metazoa; Nematoda; Chromadorea; Rhabditida; Trichostrongylidae. The record is from the annotation of a GenBank genome assembly.